This is a messenger RNA of Trichophyton benhamiae CBS 112371, 4683 nucleotides long. RefSeq lists its product as uncharacterized. Gene Ontology annotation, biological process: regulation of cell shape. The record is from RefSeq and is a predicted model, not a curated record. Lineage: Eukaryota; Fungi; Ascomycota; Eurotiomycetes; Onygenales; Arthrodermataceae. The coding region runs from base 1 to 4683 and encodes 1560 amino acids. The transcript has 4 exons. Gene Ontology annotation, molecular function: protein binding.
AUGUCCUUUUUUUUCAAGUCGUCGAAAAAGAACCAGCACCAAAAUCAAAGCCAGACCCAGAGCCAUGCUCUGAACCACAACCAGCCCGCUCCCUCUGGGGCUGCAACGAGGAACAUUCAUACAUCUGAAGGGACGGGAUCGGUUCCAACGUCCAGCCUGUCCAGUUCGCUAAAUGGUAUCCGAGAGAUAGAGAAAGAUGUUGAGCCGGUUCAGCAGUUUGGGCCAAGCACCGGCCCCAUACCAGCUCCCGGUCAAGUAAACUCUUCAUCAGCCGGCCCGGUUCAACUGCCCAACGUACGCAGAGAUCGGGCGGAUUCAGAGCCAAAGGUACUACGCAGCCAGCCUGUUAAUGGCAUACAGGCACCUUCUGCUCCUAAUCAUGCCCUCUAUCCUUGGUCGCAGCGACGCAUGAACUUCCCUUCGCCGCAACUCACACCUUUCCCUCGAUAUGGAGCCGCUAUCAACGCCAUUGCCUCUGCUGAGGGUGAUAUAUACUUAAUGGGUGGUCUGGUAGACGGUUCAACUGUUAAGGGUGAUCUAUGGAUGAUAGAAAACAGUGGGAACAAUUCUACCUGCUUUCCCAUCUCACCUGUCACCGAAGGGCCAGGCCCCAGAGUUGGACAUGCUAGUUUACUAGUUGGAAAUGCUUUGAUUGUUUACGGAGGUGAUACGAAGAUCCAUGAUAAUGAUACCCUUGAUGAUACCUUGUAUUUCCUCAACACUUGUGAGUACAAUGAGGCUGCUCUUAACAUUUUUAUGGACCCUUCUCGACAAUGGUCUUGUGCCGCCUCCCCGGGCCCUCGUCCGCCUGGAAGAUAUGGACAUUCAUUGAAUCUGCUUGGGUCAAAGAUCUAUGUCUUUGGUGGCCAGGUGGAAGGCUUCUUCUUCAACGAUUUACUUGCUUUCGAUCUCAACGCCAUGAACAAUCCCGGAAAUAAGUGGGAGUUCCUUCUUAGAAACAGCCAUGACGAUGGUCCUCCUGUUGGACAGGUUCCUCCUGCGCGAACUAACCACACAAUGGUUACUUUCAAUGACAAGCUUUAUCUAUUUGGAGGCACUAAUGGAGUCCAAUGGUUUAACGAUGUCUGGGCAUAUGAUCCCAGAGGAAACUCCUGGACGCAAAUUGAUUAUGUUGGGUUUACUCCAACUCCGAGAGAAGGCCAUGCUGCUACCCUAGUCGGUGAUGUGAUGUACGUUUUUGGUGGACGAACCGAGGAAGGUGUUGAUCUCGGUGACUUAAUUGCAUUCCGCAUCUCCAUCCGACGAUGGUAUUCUUUCCACAACAUGGGCCCGGCCCCCUCCCCUCGAUCAGGCCACAGCAUGACCACCCUUGGGAAAAACAUCAUAGUUCUUGCUGGAGAGCCAAGUUCUGCUCCUCGGGACCCGAUGGAACUUGGUCUCGUCUAUGUUUUGGAUACUACCAAAAUUCGAUACCCUAAUGACCAACCUACCUCCCCUACUGGAGAACGGCCACCGCCUCGGAGAGUUGCACAGAAUGAAAGGGCUGGCGGUCAAUCUGGGCGUACAUCCCGUGAGGCUCAACAUGUUAUUCCUGAUGCUCAGCGCCGGGGACCGCCUGGCCCAGCUAGGGAUCCCAAUGGAAGCCCAGCCGGUGGCUCCAGGUUACCAAGAGCCUCGAUUGCUCAGACACCUGCCGGACCACCUCCAUCAGGCCAAGCACCACAUCCAAGAACUAAUGCCAUUCCUUCACAAGCAAAAAAACAGCAACAGCAACAACCUCCUCACCAACAGCAAUCACAGCAGCAAACGCAGCAACAUCCACACCAGCAAAUGCAGCAGCAAACACAGCAGCACCAACAACAGCCGUCAUCCGGAAAGCCUGAUAGAAGUAUUUCUUCUUCCUCAGAUCACUCUCGGCCCUCUGAGAAAGAUCGACAGCACAGCCGAGAUACAUCAGUUCAUGGUAGUAAUAGAGGAACACGGGAAUCCAGCCCAAUGACUGCUGCUACUCGCCAACAGCACUCAUCAUCACGGCUUUCUGCACGCGCAAUGGAAGCCGGAGAAGCCGCUCCCAUGGUAACUCCUGCACGGCAACGGUCCCUUAGACAACAACGACAGCAAAACUCGAUAGACAGUGUUGACGAUUCAAUACUCGCAUCUGAAAACAGGGCUUAUAGGAAUUCCAGGAGUCUCGCAGAUGAACCACGCUCACCACGUCUUACCGCCCACCAGGAAGCUUUGAUAAAGGAGUUGGAGACCAUGAAAACGAAAAAUGCAUGGUACGUAUCUGAACUUGCGUUAGCUCGCAAGGCAGGUUACACUCCAUCUUCCACUCCUGGUACUUUUGAAGAGAGAUCAGUAGACGCCUUCAACGAAGGAGAUCGUCCACUGGUGGAAAUGUUACUUGCCAUGAAAACUGAACUUGCCAAGAUGCAAGCCAACGUUGAUCGUCAAGCUAGCAUUGCUUCCAAACGGGUUGCAGAAGUCGAACACCAGCGAGAUAUAGCUUUGAAUGAAGCAGCAUAUGCUCGUGCUAGGCUUGCUGCUCAUGGUGGAGGCGGAGGCAGCCAGGGUGGCACACCAAUGUCUGAGAUGAGCAAUCGUGAUCUUGACGAAAGCAACUCCCAGCGCACCACCGAAAUAACUCGGCGUCUAGCUCUCUCUCUAACAGUACAGAAUGAGUUGAAGGCAAAGGUUGAAUCAUUGUCUUUAGAACUUCAGGAGGAGAAACGUGCAAAGGAGCUGGCCGAGGAACUCCAUGAGAUGACGAACAAGAGGCUCACUGAGUUAGAACUCCAGAAUAAUCCUCUAGAGCUGGAGAGUAUGCGAGUAGAACUACAUCAAAUCCAGUCUUCGUACCGGGAGGAGGCCGCUGCACGCUCUGAGGCUGAGGCUGCGCUGAAAAUGCUUCAAGUUGACUACGCUGAACUUGCUGAAAAACACGAAGAUAUUUCCAGCCGUAUGGAGAAUCACGGAUUAAAUGUUGUAUCUCUUCGAGACGCGGUGCAGGCAUCUGUUGCCAAAGCAGAGCUUAUGGAGCGAAAACUUGAAGAGGAGCGACAGCACCGUGAUACUGUGGAGAGGAAGUUGCUGCAGUUGAGAGCAGAGCAUGAAGAACGCACCAACGAACUGGAAAACACUGCUAGACGACUUAAGGAAGCUGAAGAACUUGCUGAUACCCAUGCUAAGGAGGCUGAGAGCCACAAGAUUGCCCUUCUUUCUGGAUUCGACCGUGUAGUCAGUAGAGGCUCUGACAAGGGCAGCUCACUGGCAGAUCAACGGGUUGCUGUACUUCAGUCCCAGGUUGAGCGCGCCAAUGAGCUAGUGAAGACAAGCCAGCUGGCUGCGGACUCUGCUGCUGAGAAGUUACGUCGUGCUGAAGAGCGGAUUGCUGGUCUAGAAGCCUACCAGGAACAGAGCAGCAGGGAAGGAUUACAGCUUCGAAGACAGCUCCAGGCCGCACUGAAGGAGAAUCAGACGCUCAGCAUUGAGAACCGCGAUGUGAAGGCUCAGCUUGAGAAUCAGCAACGUGACACUAAUGCGUUGGCCAUUCAGCACGGAGCUCUCAAGGAUCUGCUUGGUGAGCGUGGUGUGAACAUGUCUGAUAGCAGACGGUCCCCUCUGCUGGAUUCACCAGGCUCACGCUAUGGAACACCUGAACAAAACCGACUACGCGAGCUCGAACAGCAGUUACAGUCCAGCUUGAAGGCUCACGAGGAGACCAAGUCUAGCUUCGAGUACCGAGAGCAGGAAGUGGGCCGUGCUUACAAUGAGAAGCUCGAGCAGCUUGAGAAUGACUACCAAUCCGCCGUCCACUACGUAAAGGGAACAGAAAAGAUGCUGAAACGCAUGAAAGAAGAGCUGGCGAAAUAUAAGUCCCAGACGGCCAAACUGCAGGCUGAGCUAGCCGAAGUGUCUAACAACCCGGAAGCUGGGGCUUCACGGGAGGCACCAGCACCCGCUGAGUGGGAAGCUGAGCGCGAUACCCUGCACCAGUCCAUCUCCGAUCUUCAAUCAUCCACGGCAGCAUCCAUAUCGUCCCUUGAGAACAAACUGUUGGCUGUCCAAGCAGAGCUUGCUUCCGUACAGAAGAAGUACGACGAAUCUCGCAACGAGCAAGAAGCCCUACAGGCCGAACUCUCAAGCACCACGGAGAAGGGCAUGCGCGAUCUCGAGCAGCUCAAGAAGGAGAACCUCCUCCUUGAAUCUCGCGCAAUGGACGCCGAGAAGAAAGUGUCAAUGCUUCUGGACCAGGUUGAAUCCUCCGUGACCAACUACCGCCGUCAAUCCCAACAGGUAGCCAACAGCAUGAACUCAAACGGGGCCAACCUAAGCCGUAAUGCCAGCAACGCUUCCAGCGCUGCAAACGCCAACCACACCAACCGGUCGCGAGCGGACAGCAACGUCUCGCAGGACGAUACGCUCUUGAACCACCGCGGCUCGCUGGCGCUGGACUCUCUGGCGAACGAGCUCGAUGCGCUUCGCAGCCACUGGGAGACGGCGAACCGCAGCUACAGAAUCAGCACGCAGUUCGACUUUGAUCAGACGCCUACGAAAGAGACAUAUGGCGAGGGACUAAGCGACAGUCUCGCCAACUGGCGCCGUCGUCUGGACGAGGAGGAAGCUCGCGCCGACGAACCAAGCUCCAGCCAACACCAGCAGUCUUCAACCAUCCCGACGUCCCAAGCCGCGCAACCCAUCGCCGCUGGUAACAUACUAUGA